UCCAGUGACAACCACGAUCUAGCAACCAAUCGCCUGGUCAGGAAUCAGCUGACUCGUCUGGACAGCGCCAGGUGCUGUCAUCAUAUUUUCCUUGGCGACGCAGCACGGUCUUCAGAGUACAGAGACUGCUGGUGGUAGCCAGUCAACGUGCUGCUGGUUGCGAGGCAAGGAUACUCUUCUUGCAAACCGGACCAUGCGUAUCUCUGAGGUUAUUCAGGAAUUUGCGGCAAGUGGAUGUAACAAAAGUGUGCCCAUGUAGAUAGGCUGCUAAGUGAAUGGGCUGCGUGGCGUGGAGCUUAAGAAGGAUGUGAUAAAAGCAAAUCCGAUUCCGUUAUCAAGUCAUUUGUGGAUUUUUCCUCUCACCGUUGACGUUGUGGUACACAAGGACAUAGGUAUUUGCAUGAACUAAUGUUCGCCAAGAAAGGACGCCUGUGCAAUUGAAACGUGAAGGCUGGUAAGCCAAAGAGACCCUUUCCCCAAUCCUGAUAUCAAGUUGUGUGGCAGACUCAACUCUGUAGGAACCUGCAGAAAAUCUCGGAAGUUCUUUAACUCCACUACUCAAGCUUUAAAAGGAUAAACGGUUUAUCCAGCUACACUUCUGAACACUUGAUGAAAAUCUCACCAAACUAUCCCGGUCUCUUUGCAUCUCCAGGAUUCCCAACACAUUGCGGAUCUGAGCAGAUAAAUAUUUGCAGUAAAAAUGGCUAGAGGGACUGUAAUCUGGGUUGCACAGAGACGGCAUUGCUUCUUUCUGCUGUUGGUUUCACUUACACUGUCCUCUAUUGAGGCUACAGAGUGUCCCCAGCUGUGUGUCUGCGAAAUUCGACCUUGGUUCACACCGCAGUCCACCUAUAGGGAAGCUACAACUGUGGACUGCAAUGACCUUCGCCUUACGCGCAUCCCUGGCAACCUGUCAAGUGACACCCAGGUUUUGCUUCUACAGAGUAACUACAUUGCCAGGACCAGUGAGGAACUGGAGCAGCUGCUGAACCUGACUGAGCUGGAUCUUUCCCAGAACAACUUCAGCAACAUUCGUGACAUAGGCUUGACAAACAUGUCCCAGCUCACCACACUGCAUCUGGAGGAAAACCAGAUCAUUGAGAUGCCUGAUUUUAGCCUGCAGGACCUUACAAACCUUCAAGAGCUUUACAUCAACCACAAUCAGAUCAGCUUCAUUGCACCUAAUGCUUUUGCAGGUUUGCGCAACUUGCUAAGGCUCCAUCUGAACUCCAACAGGCUUAAGGCCAUUGACAGUCAUUGGUUUGAAUCUACCCCCAACCUUGAGAUCCUAAUGAUUGGGGAAAAUCCUGUGGUUGGUAUCUUGGAUUUAAACUUUAAACCUCUCAUUAAUCUGAGAAGUUUGGUACUGGCAGGAAUGGAUCUUACUGACAUACCAGGCAAUGCUUUUGUUGGACUGGACAAUCUUGAGAGCCUCUCCUUCUAUGAUAAUAAACUUGUUAAGGUGCCUCAAAAUGCACUGCAGAAACUGCCAAACUUAAAAUUUCUGGAUUUGAACAAGAACCCUGUGCACAAAAUUCAGGAGGGUGACUUCAAGAAUAUGUUAAGACUGAAAGAACUUGGUAUUAAUAGCAUGGGAGAACUUGUCUCCAUUGAUCGGUUUGCCCUAGAUAAUCUCCCAGAACUGACCAAACUCGAGGCCACCAACAACCCUAAGCUUUCCUACAUUAGUCGAUUAGCAUUCCGUGAUGUUCCAUCUCUUGAGAGCCUAAUGCUUAAUAACAAUGCUCUAAACUCCCUCUACCUGGCAACAGUAGAAGCCUUGCCCAACUUGCGGGAGGUCAGUAUCCAUAGCAAUCCACUCCGCUGUGACUGUGUUAUCCAAUGGAUGAGUUCCAAUAAGACCACCAUUCGAUUUAUGGAACCUCUUUCGAUGUACUGUGCAAUGCCACCUGAAGUCAGAGGCCAACACAUGAAAGAAGUACUUUCUCGUGAAACUACUGAUCAGUGUCUCCCCAUGAUUGCCCAUGACACCUUCCCCAACCACCUUAACUUGGAUAUUGGCAUGACAGUAGACCUAGACUGCCGUGCAAUGGCUGAGCCUGAACCAGAGAUAUAUUGGGUUACUCCUUUGGGUAACAAGGUCAUGACAGAUACUUUAUCUGAUAAGUACCAUCUUAACAGUGCGGGUACUCUGCACAUAUCUAACAUUCAGGUAGAAGACUCUGGCUGCUACACCUGUGUUGCUCAGAAUAUAGAGGGUGCUGACACUCGGGUGACUGCAAUCCGAGUCAAUGGUACUCUUCUAGACAGCACUCAACUUAUGAAGAUUUAUGUGAAGCAAACUGAAUCCCACUCCAUACUGGUGUCCUGGAAGGUCAACUCCAAUGUGAUGACUUCCAACCUCAAAUGGUCAUCUGCCACGAUGAAGAUUGAUAACCCCCAUAUCACCUACACAGCCAGAGUCCCUGUGGAUGUCCAUGAGUAUAAUCUUACACACCUUCAACCUGCCACUGAGUAUGAGGUCUGUCUCUCAGUCUCCAACAUCCACCAGCAGACUCAAAAGUCCUGUGUCAAUGUCACAACCAAGCAUGCCACCUUUGCUGUAGAGAUUUCUGACCAAGGCACCAACACAGCUCUUGCAGCUGUCAUGGGUACGAUAUUGGCUAUCAUCAGUUUGGGUGCCAUCACUGUCUACAUUGCCAAGAGAUGGAAGAGGAAGAAUUACCACCAUUCACUCAAGAAGUAUAUGCAGAAAACAUCCUCUAUUCCUCUAAAUGAGCUCUACCCUCCUCUCAUCAAUCUGUGGGAGAUAGACAAUGAGAAGGACAAAGAUGGCUCCUCUGAACCGAAACCCUCCCAAGUUGACACAACAAGAAGCUACUACAUGUGGUGAAGCCUAUCAAACUCUUAUUGUAGAGCACAAAGACACAUAUCUUGCUUAUUUGUGCAAAAAAGAAGUGGAUUUUUUUCUCUGCUUUGCUUACUGGAAGCAACUACAUGUACUGAUAUUUCAGACAUUUCAGUAGAGCGUAUUGCCUUUCCCUCUUCUUUGACUCAAUUUGGGCAGCUUUGUUUAGUUUCCGAGACAUGUUAGUAGCUGUGCUUUUUUUCUGUUCAUUAUAUUUUAUCAGCACAGCAUAGAUAUUGUCAAAGAUUAUUUUUGGGGUCGAUUGAUGCUGUAGCAGUAAGUUUGAUCCGGUAUUGAUACGUCUUUGGCAGUAUUCAUAGAGAAUGCAAAGUUUCUUUCUCUCUUUUGUAAAACAGUUUAACUGUUGUGCACUGAAAUAUAUUAACAAUUUUGUCCUUGGACUCCAAUGUAAGCUGACAAGGUGAGUUUAGACUUGAUACAGUGUCUAUUGAAUAAUGUUAGCAAUUGUUCUGUAAUGUUGUAUCAACUAUAAUUUUAACUUUUUGGAUUUUAUCAAAACAUUAAAUUUUGAUUUAGAACUUAAAGGGAUAGUUCAACAUUUUGGAAAGUAUGCCACGUUUAACACAUUCCCAAGGUCUAAUAAAUUUUUAUACCUCUCUGCAUGCAGUUUUUGUCUUAGUUUAGCUGUUGCAAACCUUCUAACAUCAGAAGUUGAAACAUUCUAAAUGUGUAGUGUAUAUUGUAAUAAUUCCUAAAUACAUUAAUUUGACUGAAAAUAUUGAAAGCUGAGACCCUAUAAAUUUUGGCUCUAAACACUUACUGCAGCUAAGAUAUUCUUCAGAGCAUUUUAACAUCCUAAAAACAUUGCAACGUAUGAUUGAACGAAAUAUGUAAUUUAGUUUAAAAAACAGGAAAAGGGAAUUUAUUGACAAAAAGUUGAACUAUUGCUUCAAGAUUGCAGGUAAAAAAUAUAUACCAGCAAUAGAAAUGUGAAUGUUUAACAAUUAGGUGAGUAGAAAAUAAUGCUUUUUUAAAAAAUUACUCAGAUACUUUUUUAUUUGCUAGAAUCACUUGAUCAUUAGAUUUUUUUGUGACUUACACAUGCAAAAUAUGUUGCAUAUUAAGGUGCAAACAAAAAUAAAAUACAGUUUUGUUCUGAUAUUUUUUAUACAAUAAUUUUCAAAAGUGUAAUUUUUCCUGGUCAUCUUUUCUCAUGCUUUCUGUUGGUUUUGGAAUAUUGGAGAAAAAACAUUAUUUUAAAAGGCAUUGUCAAAUAUUCAUCCUGCCCAAUAUUUAGUAAAUGACUAAAUAAUUUGAUGAAUAUGGUGAAAAAUUGUAUGUAUCCCUAAUCUAAAAAAUAUCAGAAAUGUCCUAUGUGAUAAUAAAUCACAUACACUGACAGGGUCAAAAAAGCAAUUUUGAGAAUAAAAUUAAAGUCCUGCUUAAUUUCAA
Electrophorus electricus (electric eel) is the source of this 4282-nucleotide messenger RNA. It is a transcript of the gene lrrn1, whose product is annotated as leucine rich repeat neuronal 1. Gene Ontology annotation, cellular component: extracellular matrix. Gene Ontology annotation, molecular function: protein binding. The record is from RefSeq and is a predicted model, not a curated record. Lineage: Eukaryota; Metazoa; Chordata; Actinopteri; Gymnotiformes; Gymnotidae.